AUGCUCUACACCGACUCGGAAAAAGUGCUCUGUUUCCACGGACCCUUGAUCUACUCGGCCAAGGUGCUUAAAGCCGAAAAAUGGACAGGCGAUGACAACGUCACAGGACAAGUGGGUCCGCACUAUUUGGUGCAUUACGACGGCUGGAAAAAGACGUGGGACGAAUGGGUGCCCGAGACACGGCUGCUCAAGUACAAUGACGAAAACCUGGCGCGCAAAGCGACCCUGCAAGAAGCGGCAAAAUCCGGCUCGCUCACGUCUUCCUCUUCGAGCGCGGACAAGGGCGGUGCAUCCGGAGGAGGUGGGGGAGGGGCAGGAGGCAAGAGGGGCCGAGACUCGGACGCGCACGCCGACCGCAAGAACACAGCCCGCGGAUCCAAGCGUAGCAGAGACACCGUAGAGGCGGAGGAAGACUUCCUUAAACGUCCCGAAGUCAAGAUCUCCCUUCCCGACGAGCUCAAGCUUCAGCUCGUAGAUGAUUGGGAAAACGUCACCAAGAAGGGCGAGCUAGUGCCUCUGCCCCGCAAGCCCUGCGUCAAAGACAUUCUCGACGAUUACAAGAAACACUACCUCUCGUCCAAACGCAACGACUCCUCCAGCAGCGGCAGCAGCGCGGCAAAACACCGCAGCCCACAAGUUGUCGACGAGGUGCUCAAGGGCCUCAAGCUGUAUUUCGACCGCUCGUUGGGGCAGAACCUAUUGUAUAGAUUUGAGAGGGCGCAAUACGUCGAGUAUCGCAAGAAGAACGGGCCCAAGAUGGGCGAUGGCGAUGUUGGAAAUGCGAGGUCGGGCAACGGCAGCAUGGGCGGAGAUAUGGAGCCGAGCGACGUGUAUGGUGCAGAACACUUGUUGCGGCUUUUUGUCAAUCUGCCCAUGAUCAUCGUUCACACUUCGAUGGACGCAGAAUCUAUCAGCUUGCUCAAGGAACACCUCGCCGAAUUCCUAUCAUACAUUGCAAGGGAGAAACACCGCCUCUUCGUGCGCGAGUACGAAGCAGCUUCACCUGCAUACCAUCGCAUCAGCUCGACAUGA
Sporisorium graminicola is the source of this 1032-nucleotide messenger RNA. RefSeq lists its product as uncharacterized. The transcript is spliced from 2 exons. The coding region runs from base 1 to 1032 and encodes 343 amino acids. NCBI's taxonomy places the organism in Eukaryota, Fungi, Basidiomycota, Ustilaginomycetes, Ustilaginales, Ustilaginaceae. Gene Ontology annotation, biological process: chromatin organization; regulation of DNA-templated transcription. The record is from RefSeq and is a predicted model, not a curated record. Gene Ontology annotation, cellular component: Rpd3S complex; NuA4 histone acetyltransferase complex; nucleus.